Messenger RNA from Dermacentor andersoni, 2097 nucleotides. RefSeq names its product neprilysin-1-like. Gene Ontology annotation, biological process: protein processing. Gene Ontology annotation, cellular component: plasma membrane. Gene Ontology annotation, molecular function: metalloendopeptidase activity. The record is from RefSeq and is a predicted model, not a curated record. NCBI's taxonomy places the organism in Eukaryota, Metazoa, Arthropoda, Arachnida, Ixodida, Ixodidae.
AUGGUAGAGAAGAAGAGGAAGAAGAUGUUCGCCCUCACUACGAGAGCCAAAGCCAGACAGUGCGACUCGAAGCCCGCAGCCGACGUCGGAAGCGCCAAGAGCCUAGCCUACGUCAUCGUCGUGGUCGGCUUGACCGUGGCUGUCACGUGUGUUUAUGUCAUCUUCCGCGCGGCCCCAUCUCCCAGCUCCGACAGCAAAACGCACUCGGCUUCCACUGCUGAGGCGUCAAGCGAAAGAGUGGGACUGAACGCCGGCUUGUCCAGCCUCAUCGAGCCUUUCGUGGACACCUCGGCGGAGCCGUGCCGCGACUUCUACGCCUUCGCCUGCGGCGCGUACGCAAGUCCGUCGGCGCAGACCAUCACGCAGAUGCAGGACGAGAUGUACGACGCUCUGCCCCGCGCGCUCUCGACCACCACGUACCCUGAGCGAGGACAGAGUGCCGCCCAGAAGGCGGCAGCCCUGUACCACAGCUGCUUGAGGGUUCAGGCCGGUGAACUGGACGAGUCUACGACGCUGAGGCAGUUUGUCCAAAGCGUUGGUCUCUCCGUACCUGGUUACGCCCGCGCGGAAGCCCUGGACCGUGUCCUGCUCCUGUUCUUCAAGUACAAGCUGCUCACUCUGCUAGGCCUAUCUCUGGAAGACUCGCAACUCUACAAGGGCGCCAGGGAGAUCAAGGUCACGCUCAAUGCCAAUCAAUUGGUCUGGUUCCGCCAGCGAAGCUCGAACGUACUGACGAACAAGUUCUAUGCUCCGCACACUGACGCACUCGGCGUGCUGAAUGACGGUGACGAAGCCUUGAGAAUAGCCGUGCAAAUAACAGAAUCCGAGAACACGGCCAUCGGCCUCCUUACGAAAGGCACGCUGCAGAAAGCGAACAGCCUCGUUUUCUCGACUGUUGACGGCAUUGGGAUCUACACGCCGACCAUACGUCCUGGCCGCUGGGAAGGUCUGAUCGCGGCUCAUAGUAAUAACGUCUACCGGAAAGAGCACAAGAUUCAAAUCAGUGUUAGUGCCUUGUCCUAUUUUGACAAGAUUUAUUCGAACCUAGGAGAGGCGAGAACAAGCCUCCUGGUGGCAUGGGAGCUCGUGCGCACUUUGGUUCCCCUGUCGUCGUCCGAGUUGGCAGAGCACGUGCGGAAUUUUCCGUUCAUUUGCCUGCGCUCCGUGAUCAGAGCCAUGGAAGUGCCGCUGCUUUCGCACUAUUUGUUCAGGGCCGUUCCAGCCAGCACCGUUGACUCGGCCAAGAAGAUGCUGUGGCGCAUACGGAAAUCAGUUAUCGAAGAGAUUCGUCGCGCCAGCUGGCUCGACGACGUCACCAAGGCGACGGCCCUGGACAAGAUGCGCACCCUCCAGGCACACGUGGGCUAUCCCAAAUUCUUCGCCAACGACGAAGAACUGGACCAGGUGUACUCGCGUUACCCGGACGUGUCCUUUCGCUUUCUCGAAGCGUGGCUGUACGCGAUGAAGCUGACCAUCGAGUGGGAGUUGAGGAACACCAGCAGCUUCAAGUUUUCUUUGCGCGCAACGAACGCCGCCUACUUCCCUAUGCGCAACGCGCUCAUGCUGCCGGCGACUAUGCUCCGCCCUCCGGUGUUCUCGCCCGGUGCGCCGAUGGCAUACAACUACGGCGGCCUCGGCUCUGUCAUCGGGCACGAGAUGACUCACGCGUUCGACGUUGAAGGCAGGCUGUGGGACAGUGACGGCCAGUGGCGUGACUGGUGGUCGAAGUCGUCCCGACUCUUCUACGAUGACAAGCUGCUCUGCCUGCGACGCUCCCAUGGGACGUCGCGUGAAACCGCCGACUCGGAGAACAUGGCGGAUUUCGCGGGCGUCGUCUCCGCGCUCAACGCGUACAGGGGGCUUCUCCGAGAGAGCGCCGAGCACUUGGCAGAGCUUCGAUACAACGCGCAGCAGCUCUUCUUCAUUUCCAGCUGCGUGAAGUGGUGUGCCGCCAACGGCAGUGCCUCGUUCACGAAUUACGCGUCCUGGAGAGAUCGCUGUGUGAUCCCGCUGAAGAACAUGGAGGCCUUCGCAUCCGCGUUCGGAUGCUCCCAGGUCUCGAGGAUGAGUCAAUCUUCGCGAUGUUCCUUUUGGUGA